This is a messenger RNA of Rhizoctonia solani, 2622 nucleotides long. RefSeq names its product Rho GTPase-activating protein. Lineage: Eukaryota; Fungi; Basidiomycota; Agaricomycetes; Cantharellales; Ceratobasidiaceae. Bases 1 to 2622 code for a protein of 873 amino acids. Gene Ontology annotation, cellular component: cell cortex. The transcript is spliced from 13 exons. Gene Ontology annotation, molecular function: GTPase activator activity; hydrolase activity. The record is from RefSeq and is a predicted model, not a curated record. Gene Ontology annotation, biological process: signal transduction; regulation of fungal-type cell wall organization; activation of GTPase activity.
AUGGCCGAAGAACGAGUGUUGAGUGUCGCUCCGUCCAUUGUGGACCCGGUGCCGCGCACGAAACCUCGACCUACACGUUCGGGACUAGGAUUGGAGUUUGUGUAUUCCCCGAGCGAUGAUGGAGUGGACGAGAAUUUAUUGAUUGUUUUGCAUGGGCUUGGGGACACGAUGGCCCCGUUUGUACGAAUGGCCAAGCAAUUAAAGCUUCCCCAGACAGCGAUACUCGUCUUACAAGCCUCAGAUCCAAUUCCGUUUUUGGAUCAAGGCGAAGAAAUGUAUCAGUGGUAUACAUCGUUUACGUCCCUCGGAGAGAUGAUUGAACGUCCGAAUCCGUUGCCGGCCGUUGAGAAAAUACACCGAGCCAUCGCACAUCUCAAAGACGAAUGCCGUUGGACCGAAUCAAGGAUUCAUCUGUUCGGAUUCGCACAAGGGGGAACUGUCGCACUCGAAUCUGCGCUCCGUCUCCCGGGAGGUAUCAAGUCGGUGGUGUCUGUCGCGGGGGGGCUGGUCGAGGUUCCGACCCGAGCAGGACCCGGGGCUGGAAGCCGGGUUUUGUACGUAGGGCCGAGCGCGGGGGAAGGGGGGUUGCGCAAAGGGUUCGGAAUUGUGCGGACGGAGAAGAUGGAUGAGCAAGUGUUUCCUGGCUCGCGUUCGCGGGCCUCGACUACGGUUAUCCAGCGGACGGCGACACCUCUGGGAGUCUCUCAACACCAUCGUCGGUCCCUGGGUGUUAUUGACGAGCGCCCGCGAAGGGAGAGUGGUAGCGGUAACAACGGCAACGGCAACGGCAACACCCACAUACCCACGAGCACACCGCUCUCCACAUACGCACGCAUCCUGGCCAAGUUCCGACGACAAGCAUCCGACGGUCACGUACCGGUCUCGGUCCCAAUAGGCGCAGACAAGAGUGCUAGUGCCAGUGCCAGUGCUAGUGCCAGUGCUAGUGCUAGUACUGGACCAAGUACGGUUCGGCCCAGGCGUACACUUCGGAAGCGGACUUCUUCAAUCCGGCCUGCCACACCGCCUCACAGCCGUCCACCACUAGCAAGUGCGGCUCCGUCCCAAUCCAACACAACUCCUUCCUCUUCCAAGCGCCGUAUAUCUCCCGUUCGUCGCACGACGUCACCCGUGCCCUUCAAUCCCCCAAACUUACAAAAUCAAAAAAUUCCCAAUAUUCCGUCAAACGCCCCCCCUCCCGCUCCCAUCCCCGUCCCCACCCCGGUCCCUGCCCCCCGGAGACCGCAGGUUGGGACUGCCUCUCCUCACCCUCCCGACAUGCACCACCCAUCCAGCCCACCAGCAACGAAACAGAACUUAAAGUCAUGGUGGAAACAGUUCAAGAAUGCCCAGGGUGGCAUUCUCAAGCGGGAUCCCGAUGAGCUUGUCAAGAACGCGCCCCACAAGGUGUUCGGCAUUCCCUUGCGCGAGAGUCUGCGCUAUGCGAGUGUGCAGAUCUCCACUGCCAAUCCACAGGGCGAGCUCUAUGUCUGGGGCUAUAUCCCCGUCGUCGUGGCCAAGUGCGGCCUUUUCCUCAAAGAAAAUGCAACCGAAGUCGAAGGCGUAUUUCGAAUCAACGGAUCCAACAAGCGCAUGCGUGAUCUCCAGAGCAUCUUUGAGUCACCUCCCAGAUAUGGCAAGGAUCUCAAUUGGAAACACGAGUCCUACACCUCGCAUGACGUCGCCAGUGUCUUCCGUCGCUAUCUCACCCAGAUGCCGGAACCCGUCAUUCCGACAGAGCAGUACCAUGCUUUUCGGGCCGCUCUAGCGGAUCGAUCCAAGAGCGAGAACGAUGUUAUUCAGACUUACCGAAAGUUGAUCAAGGAGAUGCCCCGUGCGAACCAAUACCUUUUGCUUUAUGUUUUAGAUCUCCUCUCGGUGUUUGCCCGUAAAUCGGACAAGAACCUUAUGACCGAGUCUAAUCUCGCAGUGAUUUUCCGACCAGGGAUCAUCAGUCUUCCUGCACACGAGAUGAAGCCAACUGAACACGCUCUAUCACAACAAGUCCUCGUGUUCCUCAUCCAGCACCAGGAUCACUUUAUGCUCGACCCUCCAGCCCGGGGCGAUUCCAUCAUGCUUAGUGCAGGCAUGAGCCCCGGCAUCGAGCGGAACACUUAUAUCGGCUCUCACCCCGGCCAGUUCAGUCCUGGCGUGGAGAGGCCAGGGUAUAUCGUACCUAGUGACAGCGACGAGGACCCUCCGCCAGGCGGCUACAAACUCGUCGAACGUCGCCGAGACCCAACAACAGGCUCACUCGCCCGCCGACGCUCGUUCCAUGACCCAGGCACGAACCUAGGUCCGCUCACGACCGAACCCGAGUCCAUCGGCUCCGAAUCUCCCGUCACAACCGAGUCCGGUGGCGGAGGAGGCAAAGUAAAACGAUCAAGAACGGUGCCUUCCCAACGAGGAGCGAGUGUGCUCGAUUCGAGCAAUGGAUCCAAGCGGCGAAUGAAGCGGUUGGAUACCCUCGGAAGCGUGGGGAGCACGGUCGAGUCUGGAGCCGCGAGUACGUUGUCGGGUGUUGGCGGGAGCGCGAUCGAGCAUGAUUCGGCGCCGACGCCGACGAGUAGUACGGUAGCAGUCGUGAAUGCUGCGCCUCCUGCUGGCCGACCGUCGACAUCAUAG